Molecule: messenger RNA, 249 nt
Organism: Rotaria sordida
Lineage: Eukaryota; Metazoa; Rotifera; Eurotatoria; Philodinida; Philodinidae
Source: the annotation of a GenBank genome assembly
AUGCAAUCUUAUACCGUGCAGCCUAUUACAUCAGCUGAUAGACGUUUAUUAAAUAAAUUUCGGCUUAUUCUUCAAGAAAAAGAAAAUCGAUUCGGUCAAAGAAUGCAAAAAAAUUUAAUUGUACCACCAAAUGUUAUAGUACGGGCUUCAAAAUCUGAAAAAAGCAGCGAUGAAAAACAUCGCACGUUUUUAAAUGAAGUCUUAUGGCCCUUGGUUGGUAAAAAAUGUCUUCUAUUACUUGAUUCUUAG